Maylandia zebra (zebra mbuna) is the source of this 2548-nucleotide messenger RNA. It is a transcript of the gene ddah2, whose product is annotated as DDAH family member 2, ADMA-independent. The record is from RefSeq and is a predicted model, not a curated record. Lineage: Eukaryota; Metazoa; Chordata; Actinopteri; Cichliformes; Cichlidae.
AGUGAGCGUCAAUGGUCGAAAAUAAGACCGGAAGUUCCUUGGGGGUGGCGUUAAAAACUAUGAGCACGACCGUUGGCAAAUUAUUAUUUUUUUCAGUUACAGUGUAUACAUAGUGUAUACACACUAUCGCGCGCUAUUUUAUCGCGCGCUAUUUUUUGUAUAGCAGUUGCAAUAUGGUACAAACGACGCGACACAGUUCAUGUAAACCAAUGCUGUCUUAUUUUGAAAUUUGCCACCGGAAACAUGCCAAUUCACGUUCGCCGUCUUGACGCGAUAGCCAUUCGGCAGAGAGAAAGGAGCUGGAGAGUAACGGGAACUCGGCUGCUUUGGAAAUUAAAUUAAAAUAGAGGGAAAACGGCGACGAAAGCGGAUACCCGGGACCUAAAACAGGCUGGUAGUAUUUGCUUCCCAUGUUUGGGAUAAUAGAUGGUGAAGUCCCUAAUUAAAGAAGAGGCAAAGACCAGGCUGAAGAUGCUUCCCAUUCUCUUCCUGGAUCUACUUCUUCACAAGCUUAGCUUAGUUUAGAGCAUUUUUCCUCCAGCGUCUUAAUAAUACCGAGACUGCAAGAGAGGAGACCAGAAACACAUAAACGUUCACAUCCUUUUAUUGCCUCUUGUUCCUCUCCUGGCAGAGCCAGCUUAGUGAGAUUUUUGGCACAGCCCCAAUAUUUGCUACCACAUUAUUGAAACCAUGGCAAACAUGUGCCCUUAUGGCCAUUUCACCCACGCCGUGGUGAGGGGCAUUCCAGAGACCUUUGGAAAGAAAGCAGGGGACAGCCAGGAGAACGGGGAGGUUUCGGUGGACCUGGCCAAAGCUCAGCGUCAGUUCGGUUGCCUGACUGGAGCGUUGAGGCAGAAGGUGGGCCUGCAGCUGAUCGAGAUCCCCCCUGACCCCGAGCUGCCAGAAAGCUGGAAGAUAGAGGAUGUGGCUGUCAUCCAGGGAGACACGGCGCUCAUCACCAGGCCCUUCAAAGAGCAGAGACAAAGCGAGGUGGAGGCGGUGAGGAGGGUGAUGUCGGAGCUCAACCUGACUGUGGUGGAGAUGGACGGAGAGCAGGGCGACUCUGUAGGUGCCACGCUGGAGGGCAGCGACAUCCUCUUCACGGGGAGGGAGUUCUUUGUCGGCAUCUCCUCCCACACCAACCGCAGAGGGGCGGAGGUUCUGGCAGACACCUUCAGGGACUUUGCCGUGUCGACUGUCCCCGUCUGUGAUGGAGCCCGACUGAAAAACAUCUGCUCCAUGGGAGGCCCAAACACCAUCAUCUUCAGCAACAGUGAUGGGGCCAAGAAGACACUCCGGAUGAUGGAACAGCUGACUGAUCACCACUACGAUGUGCUCACCGUCCCAGAGGAGUUGGCAGCAAACUGCAUUUACAUCAAAGGUCUGUCCAAACGGGACUUCCUGCUGCACCGACCAGCAGACGAAUGCCCUGACAGCGUUUCUGCCUUCCAGAAGCUGCAGGACUACACCCUCCUGCCGACAGCCUGCAGCGAGGCCUCCAAGCUGGGAGCGUCUCUGUCCUCAUUCUGCCUCCUUGUCAACAGAAAGCAUACAUAUUUCUGAAAACACGCCCACGCCACUCAGCAUUUAUCUGCAGGUGUUCGCAGUGGUGGGGGUAGUGAUACUAAUGUGCAGUAUUUUGAGACAGAACCAGCCACCUAAUUUACUGCACCACUACCCCCUCUGCUGAACGAACAGCGCUGCACAAUGUCCUUAAAUCUACUCAUGAAACCACUAGAUGAAGCUGUAGUUUUGCACUGUUCCAACUCUUUCACAGUUCACCAAAGUAAAACAGUAACCCCACAGGAAAGAGUCUUCACUGCAAGUUUCAUUCUGUAUAUAUGCAGAUGUUCAUUACGUUUUUAGACCAAAGUGUGAAGGAAAAGCCAAAGGCAACAAUCAGCCCAACAUUUUUUUAACUUUUCUCACCAAAUUGAUGUAAUCUAGAUCCAGUAAAGGGGCAUUACGUCUGCUUUCCAGAAAUCUGAUGUCUCUUAACAUUACUGCUUGUGAUAGUCCCCUUUAAAUGUUUUCUUGGCUAACCUAAGACUUGGUGCCCACAUUUACUACAGUGUACAGCUUUCAUAUCCACAUUUCAGUACUUGGGUAUUAACUGUUUUUAAAUUGCAGACCAUCUGUAGCUGCUAGGUGAUGAUUCAGAUUUGAUUUAGCUUUGCAGUGUAUGAAUUUGUCCCAAGUGUAGAAAUAUUAAAAUCCAGCUUCUAACUUUUAGUGAUACUUUUAUUCCUGUGUAAUUCAACUGCCAGUUCUUUAGGUACAUCCGGCUAAAAUAAAUGUAAAUCCAGUCUUUUCAUUUAUUUUCUACUUGUCCAAUUCAGAAUCUCAGUGGGGCAGCAGCCUAUCCCAGCUGUUAGCGAAACCUUGGAUUGAUCACCAGUCUAUCGCAGGGAGAGUACAGACGUGCAACCCCACAUUCACACCUAGGACCAAUUAUGGGAGACUUGCAGAAAACAAACGCAUGCAUUGAAAGACACCAGCUAAUCAAUGGUAUCAAAUCUGGCACCUUUUGGGGAGGCUACAGUGCUGA